CAGCCAGCCAACAUCAUCGUCAUCACCUUGACUCUGCUGGAAUCAGCAUCAUCAUCAUCAUCAUCGACACCUUGACGCAUCGACGACAAGCGACCACGACGCUUUGACGCCGCACUCGCCCUUCCUCUCACUCCCCCCCUUCCUUUAUUACUCCACUGUCCCUCUCUUGAUGCCCAUCCUUCGCUCCAAAAAGCCAUCCGCCGCAUCACCACUACCAAACUCGCCCUCUCUGGCAGAACACGCUCUCUCAGUCGCAGCCGCCCCCUCCCAGUCCGCAGCCCCAAGCUCGCCAUUGAAAGAAAGCGGUGGGCCCCUGUUCCCGGCAAAGUCGUCUACAACUCCGCGCCUCCUUGUUACCGAGGACUGGAGCAACGAUCCAGAAUCCCCAAACGAAAUCAACGUUCGUACAACAAUGAGCGGACAUCCAGACACAGAAAUCUCCCUCACCUCACCGACUGCAGCUUCCGAGGUCCGCUACGAUGGCCGACACUCGCGGCGCGAGUCUCUGGUGCAGAGGGUGACGGACAAGUUGAACUCGCCUGCCAAUGGCGAGGAGAAGAAGCGUCGAUCUCGUCGGUCGCGCCGUGCCUCGACAUCUUCCGCCGUUUCUCAAGGUCGUACCAUUUCCACCGCUUUGGCUAAGGGUGCCAAUGGUGGUCUGAGCGCCGGACAGGCGGAAGACGUCAUUGGCAAGCGAGCCGUGUCCACUGGCCGCUCCCCCUACCUGAUCCGAGCCGCCCAUGGCGACGACAGUGACGAAGGGUACGGGUCAGAAGAUGACAGUGAACACGAGAGCGACAAUGAGGGGCUUGACCACCUCCCUGUCACAGGCUUUGCAGUCGCAAGCAACCGACGCAAUGCCGAGUUCCACGCAUUGUUCCCCACAGUCGACGAAGGCGACUAUUUGAUUGAAGACUAUGGAUGCGCUCUUGCAAAGGAUAUCCUCGUCCAUGGUCGGCUCUACGUCUCCGAGAACCAUAUCUGCUUUCAUUCCAACCUCUUCGGCUGGGUGACAGAUGUUGUCGUCCCCUUUGCCGAUGUUAAGACAAUUGAGAAGAAGAUGACGGCGUUGGUCAUUCCUAAUGCGAUCGGGGUGGUCACCAGCAAGGAGAAGGUCAGUACCCAUCGUCUGUCGAGGCCAUACGCUCCAGCUGCUAAUGCCUCCCAGUACACGUUUGCCUCGCUGAUCUCACGCGAUUCGACCUUCGAUGUGCUCAUGAACAUCUGGCGCAUUGCUCAUCCCGACGAUGUGAUGGCACCGUCAGUCGCAAAUGGUGCCUCGCGACCGCCGUCGAUCACGGACUGUGAAGCCCCCCAGGCUAUCGCUACUCAUCGGUCGACAGAGUGUGCUUGCGGCAAGGCAGGGACGCACUAUGCUGAGGUUGCUCUCGAUGCUGUCUUCCCAAGCUCUCCCGAGAAGGUGUACAACCUGAUUUUCAACAGUGGAUGGUUCAGGACCUUCCUGUAUGAAAACCAGAAACUCAAAGAUAUCGAGUCGUCCGACUGGCGGCCCGACGAGGAACAAAGGCUCACAAGGUCGAUGUCAUACAUCAAACCAUUGAACGGCUCAGUCGGUCCCAAGCAGACCAAAUGCCAGAUUGUCGAUUACCAUGAGCACUGCGACUUCGACGACUACAUUGCCAUGAUCACGACAACCAAAACGCCCGACGUUCCCAAUGGCAGUGUGUUCAGCGUCAAGACCCGCACAUGUUUCACCUGGGCUGGACCAGCAUCGACACGCGUCCUUAGGUGGAAUGGACUGGCAAAUCGCAUUAUCGAGCGAGGCGCAAUUGAGGGCCAGAAGCAAUUCCAUGACGACCUUGCUACUCAAAUGCGGGCGCAUAUGAAGGAACACCCCACCGAGUUCGCUGUGGCUGGUGCGGAUCACAUCGAGGAGGCGGAAGUAGAAGUCGUCUCUUCUCCCACUGGGACAACGGAAGCUCAACAGUACGCUGCCGAAGCGCGCCGAGCGAGGCAAGAUCGCGACUACUGGGUCCUUCAGGGCUCUCUCGACUCGGUUCUUUCCGGAUUCAAGUCCAUCGCAAGCGGCGUUAGCACUGCAGCUGAUGCAGUCGGCGACUUGAUUGGCGACUGGCCUAUCAGCAAAGGAACGUUCAUGGUCAUCAUAAUUGUGGGCCUCAUGUUGUCGAACAUCUACACCUACCUGGCGCGUCCUGUCUCGCAGCACAAGGUCAAACGACUCCAGCGCCUGGGGCCCAACGAGGAGGAUAUCGCGGAAGCUGUACGUCUUAUCCUCGCGAAGCGUGCGGCAACGACGCCAAAGGACGAGAUUGCCGAGCUCUUGCGACUGCUCGACGAAGUUGAGGCUCGUUCUGCCAAGUUGCGCUCUUCCCUUGAGCAAAGCUCGUCCACACUUGGACAGUCUAGCUUAGAGGAGCUCGACUAGUUGUCGCCCGCUCAUGCCAUGGGAGGUUGUAGUGGUCAUGCCGGUCAUGUGUAUAUCAUUUGAGGUCUGU
Vanrija pseudolonga is the source of this 2477-nucleotide messenger RNA. RefSeq lists its product as uncharacterized. Gene Ontology annotation, biological process: intracellular sterol transport. NCBI's taxonomy places the organism in Eukaryota, Fungi, Basidiomycota, Tremellomycetes, Trichosporonales, Trichosporonaceae. Gene Ontology annotation, molecular function: sterol binding; sterol transfer activity. Gene Ontology annotation, cellular component: endoplasmic reticulum-plasma membrane contact site; plasma membrane; endoplasmic reticulum membrane. The transcript has 6 exons. The record is from RefSeq and is a predicted model, not a curated record. Bases 170 to 2407 code for a protein of 745 amino acids.